AAGAGAGAGAGGAAGCAGAGAAAGUUAGAGGAGCGAGAGGAGAGGGGUCGAGCAGAUGGGAGGAAGGAAGGAAAGGAUCUCUCUGCGGGCUCAAGUGCGCGAUUAAAGGAUUGUGCGUAAAUAAACAAAUGAAUCAAAGCCUAUAAUACAAUAAAAAAAGGGGGAGUUGUAUGCGCGCCAACGCGUUGCGUGGACGCGGACAAGACAGCGCGCUGAAACAAGUCCUGUGUUUCUCUCUGGAUUUUACUCCUCAUGUUCCUCAAAGUCUCGCUGCUGUGUAGUAACUUUUCGGUUUGAAAAUCUCCCCCCCCCCUCACCCUGUCGGUUCACUCUCUCCCCGGAAAAGAAGCUCCGGGGUGGAAGUUGGAGGAAGGAAGCGCGGUGUUUUGUUCCUUCCGAGGAGUCCAGCUCGCCUUAGCCGGGGUUUAGGCGUUGGCAACCGGCAGGGAAUACCUUGCCAUGGCCGGGGCCAAGCCGGGAGUCCACGCGCUGCAACUCAUGCCCAUGUCCGUCCACGAAAUGCUGAAGAAGGGGGGGAAGUUCAUCAAAUGGGACGAGGAGCCAAACAGCGGCCCCCCCACCCUGGUGACCCUGAAAGUUGACCCCGAUGGAUUCUUCCUCUACUGGACUGGAGGCUCCAACCUGGAGGUGGAGACUCUGGACAUCAACACCAUCAGGGACACCAGGACAGGAAAAUACGCCAAACUACCAAAGGACGCCAAGCUGCGGGACGUGCUCGGCUUCGGUAAGGGGGGCAGCGUAGAGAGGAAGCUGGUAACCGUCGUCUAUGGCAAUGACCUGGUCAACAUCUCUUACCUGAACUUCCAGGCCAUGCAGGAAGAUACAGCCAAGAUUUGGACAGAUGAGCUCUUCACCUUGGCCACAAACAUACUUUCCCAGAACGCAUCGCGGAACACCUUCCUGCACAAAGCGUACACUAAGUUAAAGCUGCAGGUGAAUCAGGAUGGGAAGAUUCCUGUGAAGAAUAUCCUCAAGAUGUUCUCAGAUAAAAAGAGAGUGGAGACGGCUCUGGAGCAGUGUGGCCUCGUAACUAACAAGCAGACAGAGGGAAUCAAGCCAGAUGAUUUCACGUGGGAUGCCUUCCAGAAGUUUCUUGAAAGCCUUUGUCUCCGGCCUGAGGUACAAAGCAUCUUUGAGGAAAGUGGCUCCAAGAGGAAGCCGUUCAUCUCUUUGGACCAGUUGAUAGAAUUCAUUAACCAUAGGCAGCGAGACUCCCGACUGAACGAGGUGCUGUACCCCCCCCUGAAGAGAGAGCAGGUCCGACAGAUCAUGGAGGAAUACGAGACCAACGUCAGCCAGCUGGAGAGAGAUCAGAUCAGUUUACAGGCCUUCACUCGGUAUCUGGGAGGAGAAGAAAACAGCAUUGUUCCUCCAGAGAGGCUGGAUAUCAUCGACGACAUGAAUCAGCCGCUGUCUCACUACUUUAUCAACUCAUCACACAACACAUACCUCACAGUGGGUCAGCUGACCGGCCUCUCCUCGGUGGAGAUGUACCGCCAGGUGCUGCUGACCGGCUGCCGCUGCAUCGAGCUGGACUGCUGGAAGGGCCGGCCGCAGGACGAGGAGCCCUACAUCACCCACGGCUUCACCAUGACCACUGAGAUCCCCUUUAAGGAGGUGAUCGAGGCGAUAGCAGAGAGUGCUUUCAAGACCUCGGCGUACCCCCUCAUCCUGUCCUUUGAAAACCACGUAGAUUCGGCUAAGCAGCAGGCCAAGAUGGCAGAGUACUGCAGGACCAUCUUUGGAGACGCCCUGCUCAUCGAUCCACUGGAGAAAUAUCCGCUGGACCCUGGUCAGCCGCUCCCCACCCCACAGGAGUUGUUGGGGAGGAUUCUCAUCAAAAACAAGAAGAAGCACCAGCACCACCGACCCUCGAGUAGCGGCAGCAUACGGCGCAGAGAGCUGGAGGAGCAACCGUCGCACAACAACGAAGGCCCACUGACAGAUGGCGAGGGAAGCCAGCUGCUGACUAACGGAGAGGAGAAGCUAGCUGAGAGGAUGGUCAAAGACUCUGAGCCACGCAAAUCCCUUGGGGCUGAGGGAGAAAGCGAGGAGGAUGAGGAGGACGAACCGGUGACAGACCAGAAGAAGCCCAACUCUGACGAGGGUACAGCCAGCAGUGAGGUGAAUGCCACAGAGGAGAUGUCCACUCUUGUCAACUACAUCGAGCCUGUCAAAUUCAAGAGCUUUGAGGUGGCAAACAAGAGAAGAAAGUACUUCGAAAUGUCCUCAUUGGUGGAAACAAAAGGCAUGGACAUCCUGAAGGCUUCCCCCAUCAAGUUUGUAGAGUACAAUAAGAACCAGCUGAGCAGAAUCUACCCUAAAGGAACGAGAGUGGACAGCUCCAACUACAUGCCGCAGCUAUUCUGGAACGUCGGCUGCCAGAUGGUGGCGCUAAACUUCCAGACCCUCGACCUCCCUAUGCAGCUGAACAUGGGUGUGUUUGAGUACAACGGCCACAGCGGAUACCUGCUGAAACCUGAGUUCAUGAGAAGGACGGACAAACAGUUUGACCCUUUCACAGAAAACAUAGUGGAUGGGAUAGUCGCUAAUACUGUUAAAAUUAGGGUGAUCUCAGGGCAGUUUCUGAUUGAUAAAAAGGUGGGCGUGUAUGUGGAAGUGGACAUAUUUGGACUUCCUGCUGAUACAAAGAGGAAGUACAGAACCAAAACAUCCAAUGGGAACUCUCUGGACCCCGUGUGGGACGAUGACAUGUUUGUGUUUAAUAAGGUGGUCCUCCCCACACUGGCCUCUCUGAGGAUAGCGGUGUUUGAAGAAAAUGGAAAGUUUAUUGGACAUCGAAUCCUCCCUGUGUCAGCCAUAAGACCUGGCUACCACUACAUUAAUCUGAAGAGUGAGCUGAACCAGCCGCUCAUCCUGCCCUCUCUGCUGGUCUACACUGAGGCUCAGGACUACAUCCCCAAUGAACACCAGGAGUAUGCAGAGGCUCUGACCAACCCCAUUAAGCACAUCAGUCAGUUACACAAGAGGGAGACUCAGCUGGCUGUUCUCAUAGAGGACAACAGUGAGCAUAUUCCCAACCAGCCCAAAGAGCGCGAGAGCAAGGGGGAGUGGGAGGACUUUCGGGGACCCUCCCUCUUCCCCAUCCUUCCCCCCUGCCUAGUGGUCGAAGCCCCUGACAUCAUCAAACUACCUGCACCUGUACAAAGUCCAAAGGAGGACCUCAUAGCCACUGUCCUGACAGACAUCCAGGUCCAGUCUAUAGAGGAGCUGAAGCAGCAGAAGGGCUACUUGAAGCUCCAAAAGAAACAAAGCAAAGAACUCAAAGAGAUCCGCAAGAAGCACCUCAAAAAGGUGUGGAAUAUGAGUAAGGAGCAGAAGAGUCGGAGCAGCCAGCUUCAGUCUGACACCCAGAGGAGACGUAGUCAGAUGGAGAAACACCUCAAACGGAGCAUCAGGAAGAACAUGUGUCUGUGUCGUCUGCAAGAAGCUGUCAUAAAUGAGCCCAAUGAGCCGGUGCAGCGCGAGCUCACCGCUUUGGAUCAGGAGCUGGAGAAGCAGUCGGUCCAGCUGAGGGAGUGGCAGAUGCAAGAACUCCUUAGACUCCGACAGCAGCUUCACCUACCAGAGCGGGAAAAGCAGCAAACACACCUGCAGGAGGCCUUCAAGAAGUUAAAGGAGACGGCCAAUGAAUGCCAAGCAGCUCAGCUGAAGAAGCUCAAGGAGACAUGCGAGAAGGAGAAGAAAGAGCUCCAGAGGAUCAUGGACAGGAAGCGACAGAACAGCAUCAGCGACGCCAAGACCCGCGACAAAGACAAGGCAGAAACGGAAUUGAAUGAGAUCAACAGGAAACAUAUUCAGGAUUCUGUCUCUUUAAUCGGCGGGCUGGAGGAGGCUCAGACCAGGAGGCAGGACAAGCUGAUGCUGAGGCACCGGGAGAUGCUGCAACACAUAGACGAUGAACUUCCUCUGCUCCAGUCUCAGUUGGAGAGGGAUCUGGACCAGGAGUAUGAGCGCCUGCAGGAGGAGAUCUGCCAGCACCUCCAGGUGGAGCUGCACAACAAAGGGCUGAGGACAGACGCCCUGUACUCGCCCUUUUCAAACCAGGGCAGCCCCAGGUCGGACCCCCCCUCCAACUGCUCCACGCCCGACCGCUGCCCCUGGAACAGGAGCAUGGACAAUAGCACCGCCUCAUUGGCUGAUUCCACUUCCUCGUCCACUCCUGUCCUAUCAGAGGCGGAGAUGUCGUUCAGUUAAAACUAUUACGUGUAAAAAGCAAAUACUUACAUUCAACUGGGGUCUAUAAUGAUUAUAAUGUGGGAUAGUAAUGAUAUUAAUUAUUUACUAAUUUUAUUCCUUUUUUUUUUAUUACAGACUGCUAUGUUCGUGUCUACAGAGCUAUAUAAUUUUUUAUUUUGCUGCUUUUGUCAGAUGCACAUGCCUUUUUGUUGGAAGAUUUCAUUAGAAUCAUUACUUUUUUUACUUUUUGGUCUAUGUCUUGCUUUUAAUGUCAUAUCGUCUGAUGCCUUUUUUUUUGCAUCAUUUAAAUUGUCUGGUCAGUAAGCUUUACUGUAGUUAGAAACCAGAUUUACAUUCACAUUUUAUUCACUUUGAAAGCUUUAAACUGUGCAGAGAGAAGAGCAGGAUUUGACAACAGAUGACUUUGUUGAGGGAAACUUUUUAGAAUAAAUACAGCUAGCCCAAGCAAUUAAUGGUAAUAUGAUGUUAGUAGAUUCAUAAUGGUCUUAUUCCCUAGAAAUAGAUGAGGAACUAUUUAAAACAAAGCCUAUGGAGUUCUUUAAGUACUACAUAACAUUUUUUUUAAACAACGCUGAGAGGUCAUUUUCCAGAGUAAAAGAGGGCAACAUUUUAACAUAAGGGUUUAAAAGUUUAGUUUUUAACUGUAAUGGCAGGAGCUGACCAGCAAGGGGAGCUGCAGCAUUGGCUAUUUAUUUUAACGCCUUUCAUUCAUGGAGCGUGAUCAUAAUAUUAUACUGUAGUGUACCCUGACACACACACACACACACACACACACACACACACACACACACACACACACAUCUGUCGCAGCGUCAUUGUUUAGCAUCAAGUCUCUGACCUCUAACCUCCAAACUGAAUUCAGACAAGGUUGAAUGGGAGGUUGGCAGAGGUCAGCAGACAUCCAUCCAUCUGUCUAGAUAAGAGUGUGUUUGUUUGAGAGAGAAAAAAGGGAGGGCUUGAGUGAUGUAACACUUCACACACACACACACACGCAUACAUGACACUGUAUUUUGUAAUGAGGCGUCUAUAAAAAUGCAGUGGGACACACUCAGAGUUAAUUGGUUCAGUGGCCAAAAGCCUUUAAAAUCCUCAUCCCAUCCAAUCUAUCCCGUUUGAAAAACAAGACACAAUCCCAUAACUUUACAAAUAUGGCUGAAACUUUUCAAGGGUAUUUGAAAGUGAGUGUGUGCGUGUUUGCAUUCAGAACUUAAUCCCUUGAUGUGACAUCUGCUCUAUCCUAGUAUGCUUUAAAAGCAUCGGCACUGUAGGAGGCACUCUUCAGAUGAGGAUAUAAAGCUGCAUCAUGACGUUUUAAUGUAAAAAUGCGCCUGUAUUUGAGGUCUGAAUCACCAAAUGAGGGUGGUAUUUUGCGUUCUUAUUGCAGCUCUGUUGAUCUGCUCAAUAUACCAAAUUGUUUUAUUGUUCUAUAAUGUGGUAAGAAGCCCCAGCUCUUUGCUUUAACUUCACUGAAGCCUCAAAAUUCAAAGCGUGACCUCUUAACAUAUCAUAUUAUAGGUAACAGUCGUUCACCUCCAGAGUGACAUAGGAAGAGCUUGUGUUAUAUUUUAUUUAAGGGUGAAUAUGUCUUAAAAUGAUCCCACACAGCUCCCCCAGUUUGUCCAUUUAAGCCAAAUAUUGAAUGUAGGAUUGUAGUGCACAAACGGUACUUUAAAUUAUCAGUCUCCUCUAUCUUUAUUUCAGCCAUUUUUGAAGACUAUUUUGUUGUUCUUGUAUACCACUCUGUUUUGUUGUCUUGUCUGCUUUGAGGGGUAUAAUGAUGGCACUCUAUGUACAUUCUGUGUAAAUGUUUAGUUUUAUGUGAAUUUGACUACUGACCACAAGUGCUGAAGAGGGAUGAAGGUCAGGAGAGGUCGGGGAAGGCUAAGGGAAGAAUAUCAUUUCUGCUUUUUCUCAAAGAUAAUUGUUUUUGGGUGAAAUUCCUCUCCUCCAUCCUUCAGCGAGCACUGGCUGCCUGUCUAUCUGUCUAUCCCCCCCCCCCCCCCCCCCACACACACACACACACACACACGUCUUUGUAAACUAACAUCUAUUUAAAUGGAGUUUUAACAAUGUAUUAUUUUGUGGUAGUUUUUUUUCAUUCAGUUCAGUGUAAAAUGCAUCUUUUACAAUAAUCUUAGAGCUCUGCUUUUCAGGUCAAGAAAUAUUGGAGCCCAAAAAAAGUGCAUCAAAUUGUUUGUAUUCAAUGUAUAGGACAGCAGCAGCAACAUCCUGCUGGUGUGAGCACUUUCUUUAAAUAUGUACGCUGACCUUUUGAGCUCUAAUAAUUUUUAAAGUAGAAGAUUGCCAGCCUGUUCACCUCUACCUGUCUGCAUACAGAAUGUAAUUUCUCCGCUAUCUAUUUUUGGAAACUAAUGCAUACAGUCUGAGUAUUAAACAGGUGAAACAGCCACCAUUUGCUAAAAAAGAAGGACAAAAAAGACGAGACAUUCCUCGCAGGCGGUCUGCUUUAAGGGUUGAGUUGGACACAGCCGUUCUAAGUCCAGUAGCACAUAUUUAAAAAAAAAAUCAUUUAUAAAAUAUGUGCAUUAGUUCCAUGUACCCGUUUCAGUAGAGACUCUUUUCAUGCUUGAUUGAAUUAUACCAAUCUCUGUUUUUGUUGCUUGUUCUUCUUUCCCGUUACAUCGAAACAACCAUUCUUAAAGGAGAUAGCACAUAUCAGGACUACUUUAAAUAGCUUAAGUUGUUAGAUCUUUAGACUAUAGGCUACUGUAAAACAUACAUGUUGGUUCUACCUGGCAGCCAGUGGCUUUAACGUGAGGUGUUGAGUGUCUUUGUAGAUCAAACAACAUGAAUUGUUUGGACAUUUUGUGCAGGAAGAUAAAGAUUGUGUCUUAGUAGUUCUAAACUCAUAUUGGUGCAAUGGCAUUUGGGAGUUUGACACCAGAUUCAUCUUUUCCCUGUUAGCUCGAAGUCUAUAAUGUUGUAAUUAAAUGUCAACGAGCUGCUUUAAUACUAGAUCAUUAGUUAUACAGCUUAAUGUAAUGCCUUGAUUGAUUGGUAAAAUACCACAAAUUAUAACUUGAAACGACUUGAAAUCCCCAAGUUAACUUGUAAAUCGAUUACCUACCCCUCGUGUUACCUUUUAUUAUUUAAUAAAACGUUGUUUAUAGUCCCACAUUUUCUUUACUAUGACACUAGCUUUUGAAUCAGGAUCAUAAUUGUCUUUGAGUGUAAACCAUGACACUAAAAAGGCCAACAUCAGUUCUCUUUUUUUGAAUACAUGCCUAAAUUGGGCGUUGGUGUGUUGCUUGAGCGACACACACACACACACACACACACACACACACACACACACACACACAGAGAGGAAAGUGAAUUCUGCUAAUGCCUUAGCUAGUUCCCUUUCCACCUGAAGGCAGCCUGGGGGAUGUUUCAUGUCAGAUGUGAGCUUUAACCUCUGUUAUUUCUGUCCUGUUUAUGUUGAAUUCACUCAUUUAAACAGACAUGCUCAUGAUCCUUCUCUGGCCCAAACACAGCAGCGUCCCAUCAGACACUGUGCUGGCUGCAGCCUCACACAAACACUCGUUGACUCUUAUUAGACAUUUGGUGUGACUCGUCUCCCUGCAGGCCCCCCCGAGGCCCCUGGCUGUCAUGUCUGCUCUUGCUCUCUUUUUAUUCCCCUCUGUCCCACUUCCUUCUCCUCAGUUCCACUUAAUUAUGGACCAUCUUUUGCUUUUGGACUAGUUAAGUUAAUUAAAAGCAGUUCGUACACUUGACAUAGUGAAGAAAGCAUGCCAGAUACAAUAGUUGUGUGAUAAGUUGUUUGACACUGUGUAUGUGUAAAUGAUUGUUGGAUGUAAGGGAUAUUUUAUUCAUAAUUAAUAUAAAGUAUAUGACUGAACAUUCGGUGAUAAACUUCCUGUUACAGAGUUGAA
Notothenia coriiceps (black rockcod) is the source of this 8138-nucleotide messenger RNA. RefSeq names its product phospholipase C, beta 3 (phosphatidylinositol-specific) (gene plcb3). NCBI's taxonomy places the organism in Eukaryota, Metazoa, Chordata, Actinopteri, Perciformes, Nototheniidae. Gene Ontology annotation, molecular function: calmodulin binding; calcium ion binding; phosphatidylinositol-4,5-bisphosphate phospholipase C activity. Gene Ontology annotation, cellular component: cytoplasm. The record is from RefSeq and is a predicted model, not a curated record. The transcript is spliced from 35 exons. Gene Ontology annotation, biological process: G protein-coupled receptor signaling pathway; lipid catabolic process; phosphatidylinositol-mediated signaling. Bases 460 to 4239 code for a protein of 1259 amino acids.